Messenger RNA from Piliocolobus tephrosceles (Ugandan red Colobus), 2548 nucleotides. RefSeq names its product cytochrome P450 4F3. The record is from RefSeq and is a predicted model, not a curated record. Bases 145 to 1707 code for a protein of 520 amino acids. Lineage: Eukaryota; Metazoa; Chordata; Mammalia; Primates; Cercopithecidae. The transcript is spliced from 13 exons. Gene Ontology annotation, biological process: phylloquinone catabolic process; menaquinone catabolic process; arachidonate metabolic process. Gene Ontology annotation, molecular function: heme binding; monooxygenase activity; iron ion binding.
AGAAGCACCCAGGCUGUGGGGAUUGGCUGGCCUGGCCCAGCCCAACCCAGCCUCCCACAGCCCUCCCUACAUCAGGGGCCAGGGGCAGAAACCUCUCAGAAGAAGGGGAGAGGAAGUUGUGUGGGACAAGCUGCUCCUGACAGAAUGCCACAGCUGAGCCUGUCCUCGCUGGGCCUCGGGCCGGUGGCAGUAUCCCCGUGGCUGCUCCUGCUGCUGAUCGGGGUCUCCUGGCUCCUGGCCCGUGUCCUGGCCUGGACCUACACCUUCUAUGACAACUGCCGUCGCCUCCGAUGUUUCCCGCAACCCCCGAAACGGAACUGGUUCUUGGGUCACCUGGGCUUGAUUCACAGCUCGGAGGAAGGUCUCCUAUACAUACAAAGCCUGGUGUGCACCUUUGGUGAUGUGUGCUGCUGGUGGGUGGGGCCCUGGCAUGCAAUCGUCCGCAUCUUCCACCCCACCUACAUCAAGCCUGUGCUCUUUGCUCCAGCCGACAUUGCACCAAAGGAUAAGGUCUUCUACAGCUUCCUGAAGCCCUGGCUGGGGGAUGGGCUCCUCCUAAGUGCUGGUGACAAGUGGAGCCGCCACCGUCGGAUGCUGACACCUGCCUUCCAUUUCAACAUCCUGAAGCCCUAUAUGAAGAUUUUCAAUGAGAGUGUGAACAUCAUGCAUGCCAAGUGGCAGCUCCUGGCCUCGGAGGGCAGUGCCCGUCUGGACAUGUUUGAGCACAUCAGCCUCAUGACCUUGGACAGUCUGCAGAAAUGUGUCUUCAGCUUUGACAGCCAUUGUCAGGAGAAGCCCAGUGAAUAUAUUGCCGCCAUCUUGGAGCUCAGUGCCCUUGUGGCAAAAAGACAUCAGCAGUUCUUCCUGUACAUAGACUUCCUGUAUUAUCUCACCCAUGAUGGGCAGCGUUUCCGCAGGGCCUGCCGCCUGGUGCACGACUUCACAGACGCCGUCAUCCAGGAGCGGCGCCGCACCCUCCCUAGCCAGGGUGUUGAUGACUUCCUCCAAGCCAAGGCCCAGUCCAAGACUUUGGACUUCAUUGAUGUGCUCCUGCUGAGCAAGGAUGAAGAUGGGAAGAAGUUGUCUGAUGAGGACAUAAGAGCAGAAGCUGACACAUUUAUGUUUGAGGGCCAUGACACCACGGCCAGUGGUCUCUCCUGGGUCCUGUACCACCUUGCAAAGCACCCGGAAUACCAGGAGCGCUGCCGGCAGGAGGUGCAAGAGCUUCUGAAGGACCAUGAGCCUAAAGAGAUUGAAUGGGACGACCUGGCCCAGCUGCCCUUCCUGACCAUGUGCAUCAAGGAGAGCCUGCGGUUGCAUCCCCCUGUUCCUGCCAUCUCCCGCUGCUGCACCCAAGACAUUGUGCUCCCAGACGGCCGGGUCAUCCCCAAAGGUGUUAUCUGCCACAUCAGUGUUCUCGGAACCCAUCACAACCCAGCUGUGUGGCCAGACCCUGAGGUCUACGACCCCUUUCGCUUUGACCCAGAGAACAUCAGGGAGAGGUCACCUCUGGCUUUUAUUCCCUUCUCGGCAGGACCCAGGAAUUGCAUCGGGCAGGCGUUCGCGAUGGCGGAGAUGAAGGUGGUCCUGGCGCUCACGCUGCUGCGCUUCCGAGUCCUGCCGGACCACACGGAGCCGCGCAGGAAGCCGGAGCUGGUUCUGCGAGCAGAGGGCGGACUUUGGCUGGGGGUGGAGCCCCUGAACUGAGUUCUGCAGAGACUCACUCUGACCCCAUUAAAAUGACCCCUGAUUCAUCUAAAGUGAAGCAUAGAAUUACCCUAUGACCCUAUUCCACAAUCCUGUAUUGCAUCCUAGAUAUCUAUUCAAAAUAAUUGAGACAGGUGUUCAAACAAAAAGGCGCUUGUGCAUGAAUGUUCAUGGCAGCCUUAUUCACAGUGGUCAAACGAUGAAAACAACCCCAAGGUGUGUAUUACCAGAUGAAAGGAUAAACAAAAUGUGGUCCAUCCAUACAAUGGAAUAUUACACAGCCAUAAAAAGGAAUGAAGCAGUGAUCCCUACUACACUGUGGAUGAACCUUGAAUACAUGAUACUGAGUGAAAGACAUCAGAUGCAAAAGGUCACACAGUGUGCGGUCCUUUUAUAUGAAAUUUCCAGAACAGGCCAAUCUGAAGAGAUGUAUAGCAGAUUGGUGGCUUUCAGCAGCUGUGGGAAGGUGGGACUGAGGAGCGACUGCUAAUGAGGAUGGGGUUUCCUCCUGGGAUGGUGAAAAUGUUCCGGACCUAGAUAGUGACGAAGGUAGCACGACAUUGUGAGUGCACUAAAUGCUGUUGAAUUGGACACUUUAGAAUGGUUGAAAUGGUGAUUUUCAUGUGAAUUCUACCUAAAAAUGCUAUUGUAGCUCAUAUAUUCUUUUUUCUAUCUGGAUUAUUCACACAGCAAUAUGUUGUGAGCAUCUUUCCAUGCCGUUAAAUCAUCUUAGGAAACAUUAUUUUGUGUUCUUCAAAAUGUGUAUGUUAAAUAUUCAAAUCAGUCUUAAAUGUUUUAAAAGAUGUAAUUUUAGAAAAUAAUGUAAAAGGGUUUUGUCUCA